Messenger RNA from Lactuca saligna, 1164 nucleotides. Lineage: Eukaryota; Viridiplantae; Streptophyta; Magnoliopsida; Asterales; Asteraceae. The record is from the annotation of a GenBank genome assembly.
AUGCGAUGCUUCUUGGAUAUGAAGGAAGGGAAAGGCUUAAGAGGCUACUCUAAGGAAAAUCUUGAUGGAGGAAACAAGAGUUCAGAGUAUAUUCAUGACAUUGUCGUCAAACAUGUUGAUCGCCAUAACCUUUUGCGCCCUAAAACCGUUGAAUCAUUGUUUGUUCUAUAUCGUAUCACAAAAGAUUCAAAAUAUCGUGAAUGGGGUUGGUCAAUUUUCGAGGCGUUUGAGAAGUACACAAAGUGUUCACCAGAAAAAUUUAUGGCAUUGGAAGUUACCCAAAUUCUGUUGAAUGCACAAGCUGUUGAUGGAUCUGUUCGGAAGCAUGCUGAAGAGAGUUUAAAGGAAUUUCAGGAGCAAAAUCUACCUGGAUUUCUGUUAUCUCUCUCUGGAGAACUUGCUCAUGAUGAGAAGCCUGUUGAUAGUCGUAAACUAGCUGGUUUGAUUCUCAAGAAUGCUUUAGAUGCAAAAGAGCAACAUAGAAAGUAUGAACUCAUCCAAAGAUGGUUAUCACUUGAUGUGGGUGUGAAAUCACAAAUUAAGACAUACCUAUUACAGACACUCACCUCUCCUGUUCAUGAGGCAAGAUCAACUGCAUCACAAGUUAUAGCUAAAGUUGCUGGAAUAGAGCUUCCACAAAAACAAUGGCCUGAGCUCAUCGGCUCCCUUCUAUCAAACAUUCACCAAGUCGCUGUUCAUGUCAAGCAAGACACUUUAGAAACUCUGGGGUAUUUGUGUGAAGAAGUUUCUCCAGAUGUUGUAGAACAAGAUCAUGUGAAUAAAAUCCUCACAGCUGUUGUUCAAGGCAUGAAUUCAAGUGAAGCUAGUAAUGAUGUAAGACUCGCUGUAACUAGAGCAAUUUACAAUGCUCUUGGUUUUGCUCAAGCAAAUUUCACCAAUGAAAUGGAACGUGAUUAUAUUAUGAGAGUUGUUUGUGAAGCAACUUGUCUUGGUUUAGUUGCAAGAACAGUAGGAAAUGAUAUUGUUCCACUUUCGACUCCUUUAGUCAAUGUUGCUCUAAACCACAAGCAAGUCAUGGCGACUAUGGUUCAUGAAGGAUCUUAUUUUCAUGAGGCUCAAUUUGAUUCAAAGAUGAAAGAGUUGCUUUCAUCUGAUGGACUUGUCUUUUUCACAUCAUAUGAUUUUUUUACCCAUAAUGGAUAA